Ctenopharyngodon idella (grass carp) is the source of this 9961-nucleotide messenger RNA. It is a transcript of the gene cpne8, whose product is annotated as copine VIII. The coding region runs from base 1533 to 2939 and encodes 468 amino acids. NCBI's taxonomy places the organism in Eukaryota, Metazoa, Chordata, Actinopteri, Cypriniformes, Xenocyprididae. Gene Ontology annotation, molecular function: calcium-dependent phospholipid binding. Gene Ontology annotation, cellular component: plasma membrane. Gene Ontology annotation, biological process: cellular response to calcium ion. The transcript is spliced from 18 exons. The record is from RefSeq and is a predicted model, not a curated record.
AGCAUCAUGUCCACAGUGAUGAGCGGGUUAGUGAAUAUGGCGAGUCUCGCGGAUUUCGAGCCGCUCGCGGCAGUGAUCCCCGCCACCAAAGUUGAGAUCACCGUGUCGUGCAGUUUGUGUGCUGUACACUCAGACAGUGGCGAACAGGGAGUGGAGAGAGUUUGGCAGGACAGAAGUCAUCGAUAACACGCUGAAUCCAGACUUUGUGCACAAAUUCAUCCUCGAUUACUUCUUUGAAGAGAGACAAAAUUUACGCUUUGACCUGUAUGACCUUGACUCAAAGAGUGACAACCUGUCCAAACAUGUAAGUGUUUUCCUGUAAAUGUAAAACUGAUGGACACUGUGUUUGUUAAAUUUAAAGACAUGUUAUAUUUUUUGUUUGUGUUACAGUUAUGUGUGUGGCCCUAUACAGACACCUUGUUUGACCCUCAUCAUGGGGGUUUUAUCGUGAUUUAUUCAAGCAUUUUGUGGGGUCAUAACCAUGGGUCACUCUAUAUCCCAGAGUGCACCUGUGGGAUUGAUGUUCAGAGAUUCUGGGCACAGACAUUCUAAUCAGCUCUCUCAGGAGAAUGUCUGCCUUUUUCUGUCCCGCCUUUCCAUCUGCAAAACCUUUCUGCCACAAAUGUUGCCCACAUGCAGCCUAUCAUGAGCUUAUCUAAAAUAAGGUCCUAUUCUCAUCCAUAUCCUUGUUUUUCAAGGACUUUUAUGUCCCAGGAAUUGAUUAGUACUGAAACAGAUUUCAUUUUCAUUUUUCUUCAUUUACCCACAUUAUUCAUAUUUUUUUUUUAAAAUGUCUCUUUAUGUUUUUUCAUUUACAUUUAAACAUUUACUUUUAUUUACUUUUGUUUUACUCUUGUCCCAGGCCAAGACUUUUAAUUUUAAAACACACACACACACACACACACGCACGCGCGCGCACACACACUUCACAACCAACAAUUUUGCCUCUAAUAUUUAUGUAUUUAUUUUAUGAAAUAUAAGACGUGUGAAGAAAAGAUAAAAAGGUAGAUAUUACUUUAAUAUAGUUAUUAUUAUGUAUAUAAUCUAAUGAUAUAAACUAAAAUACGCAAACAAAAAGUAUAAAGACUACUUAAUUAUGUCCUUUUCGGAUUGAAUACACUGAAUAUGAAAUGGGAUCGCAUGGGAAAUUUGGAUUGUUAGUCAAAAAUCAUUCCCAUUUCCCACUGGAGAACAAAUACUAGCUUACAGGCAUGACAAGUUCACAACCCAUAUUUCUGUGACAUAUUUCUGAGUGAGUGAAAUGUGAAUGAUUCGUUUGUGCACAUUAUUUUUUUUAAAUAAUUUGUUCAAUCUACAUUCUGCCCCUGAAACAACUUUUCUUUUCUGCUAAUGUAACUAAUGCUUUAUAAUAUUAUACAGUAAUAUUAAGCAUUAAUAUAAUAGCUUAUUUUUCAUAAUAAAUAAGGGUCCAUUUUGAUUUCAUGUUGACUUGAAUGUGUACUGAGAUAUCAGUCACCUUGUACUCAAACGGCCAAAACUCAUGACAUGUGAAUAAAGCUCCCAUUCCUAAUAUGUGUAUGUGUUCGGAGGACUUCCUGGGCCAGAUGUACUGUACUCUGGGAGAGGUGGUGGGAUCUCUGGGAAGUCGUAUGGAAAGAUCACUCAUAGGCAUUCCUGGGAAGAACUGUGGAACUAUUAUUGUGAAAGCUGAAGAACUUGGAAAUUGCAGGGAGUCAGUACUGAUGCAGUUUUGUGGCAACAAACUGGACAAGAAAGAUUUCUUUGGAAAGUCAGACCCUUUCCUGGUCUUUUACCGUAGCAAUGAAGAUGGAACAUUUACCAUCUGUCAUAAAACAGAGGUGGUGAAAAACACACUGGACCCUGUAUGGCAGGCCUUCAAGAUCCCAGUCAGAGCGCUGUGUAAUGGGGAUUAUGACAGAGCAAUAAAAAUCGAGGUGUAUGACUGGGACAGAGAUGGAGGUCAUGACUAUAUUGGAGAGUUCAGCACCAGCUACAGGGAGCUCUCUAAAGGCCACUCUCAGUUUACUGUGUGGGAGGUGCUGAACCCCAAGAAAAAGAAAAAGAAGAAGAAAUAUCUAAACUCAGGAACCGUCACUCUGCUGUCCUGCUUCAUUGAUGUUGAGGUUACGUUCCUGGACUACAUCAAAGGAGGCACUCAGAUUAAUUUCACGGUGGCGAUUGAUUUUACUGCAUCAAACGGCAACCCUUCCCAGCCUACCUCUCUACACUACAUGAGCCCGUAUCAUCUGAAUGCGUAUGCACUGGCACUCAGAGCCGUGGGGGAGAUUAUUCAGGACUAUGACAGUGAUAAGCUGUUCCCUGCACUGGGGUUCGGUGCAAAACUGCCACCCGAUGGCCGCGUGUCUCACGAAUUUCCCCUGAACGGGAACCCAGAUAACCCAUACUGCAGCGGUAUUGAGGGCGUUCUAGAAGCGUAUUAUCAGAGUCUGAAAUCUGUUCGUCUCUAUGGACCAACAUACUUCUCACCUGUCAUUAAUCAUGUAGCAAGAUAUGCAUCAUUAGUAAAGGAUGGUUCAGAAUACUUUAUCCUCCUCAUCAUCUCUGAUGGGGUCAUCUCGGACAUGGCUCAGACUAAAGAAUCCAUCGUAAACGCCUCAAGUCUUCCCAUGUCAAUUAUAAUCGUUGGAGUCGGGCCAGCCGAAUUUGACGAGAUGAUUGAACUAGAUGGAGAUGAGGUCAGGAUAUCAUCCAGGGGUCGCUUUGCGGAGAGAGACAUUGUGCAGUUUGUUCCUUUCCGAGACUACAUUGAUCGCAGAGGGAAUCACAUUCUCAGCAUGGCCCGUCUGGCCAAGGACGUUCUUGCGGAAAUCCCAGAUCAGUUCCUCCAGUACAUGAGGUGCAGAGGCAUCAAACCUCAGCACUCGUCCCACUCCACCUCCUCCAAGCCCCCGUCGACACUCGUCCACCCCGUCCACCCACUGCAGACACAGAUCUGAUUGAGCGCACAAAACAUAUGUCCUCUCUUUGGUUCACUGUCACUCUCAGGAUCACACACGGCCUGUCUGAGUGAAACGCAGCUCUUGCACAUGCUGACUUUCAGUAUGUAGGGUGACGUUAGGGAACUUUACGCCCAGCAUUGUCCUUUGUCAGGCGUACUUAGGUUUCAGAAGGUGUUUUAGACUGUUUUAAAGUAUCGCGUGGCCUCUUCAGUCAGUCAAACAUCAGAUAUGACUCCACAGUCUCUGUCUCACAUCCUGUUCUUGUGUCUGACAAACUUCAGCAGACGUUUACAACUGUACCGUUUUUUACAAAUAGAUGUUUUUUGUACCUCAUGAAAACUCUGAGCUGCUUAACAACGGAAUUUACUCAUUUUAUUACAUGACGUUGUAAAUAGAGCAAGUGUGAUUUUAGAAAAAGCAUGAAUCCACACUUGGUACAAAACCGAAAGAAACUUUCACCCAGUUGUGCGAGGCCUUGGUUUUCAUUUUACUGUACAGUAUUCGCUUAAAAUUAUUUUACUAUUUCUGUAUUCCAUAUUCUUGGUCAUUUGACAGCCUCAAACUGUAAAGAAUUUGUGCUUAGCUUUCGUGGAACUAGCACAGCACAGAGAUUUAACAGGAAAAGCCUUACUCUGCGUUAAAGGAACAGUUCAGCCGAAAUGAAAAUUGUGUCAUUAUUUACUCACCCCCAAGUCAUUCCAAACAAGAUAUGAGAUUUAUUUUAUUUACACAUUUUCACAGUGAUCUUAAUUUCUACAUUUAAUCAAAUGCUGUAUUACACUAACGUCAGUCAUUGAGUGAUUCCGCAAAAUGUAGUUUAUGAUCAUGGAAAGAGAAAUAUUUAACUGAGAAGGUUAGUUUAUGGUUAUUUAAAAAAGCAUUAGAGAAUGUUCAAAAUAACCAUUAUAUUCUGUGUAAGUUCUCAUUAGAUUAUCAAAAACUAUUAGCAACAUUCUGGCAACAUUAGUUUAUGGUUAUAUAAAUGAACCCUAAAAAACUAUAUAUAUAUAUAUAUAAAUAAAUAAAUGAAGAACAUUUUAAGUUUGGGUCAUUCCUAGUUUGGUGGAUUUUAUGUCCCCAUGAAACCAUAAUUUUAAAACAAAACUUUUUGAAGCACAAAUUCCCAUGUCCCCAAUCAUGUUUUCUAAAUAAAGGUUUCAUAUAUAUUUCUAAAUUAGUAAUUGAAUAUUAGUAUGUUCAUUUACUUACUCUCUUUGAAGUAAAAUACAAUUUAUUGCGAUAGUUUUUAUUUUAUGUGUAAAAUCAUUAAAUUAGUUUAUGUCCCUCAGACUCUAGUCUACCCUGUUACAUUGGUGCUACUUACUCUUUAAAAUCUUAAGUGUAUGCCCUAAAUCACAUGACUUGCUAGAAGUGACAUAAUUUCCUUGUAGGGAGAACAAGAACAAAGUAAAAAUCAGUUAUAAACCUUUCUCUCUUUUCCUCAUUUUUAGAAGACUUAUCCAAUAGCGUAAAACAUAACAUGUCCACCCUGUUGUGCCAAUUUAUACUGGACUUGAAAUUGUUUAUUUUUUAAAUAAAUUAUAUAUACAGGUGCUGGUCAUAUAAUUAGAAUAUCAUCAAAAAGUUCAUUUUUUUAUUAUAAAUAUUUUUAAAAAUGAAACUUUCAUAUAUUCUAGAUUCCCUACAUGUAAAGUAAAACAUUUCAAAAGUUUUUUUUUUAAUUUUGAUGAUUAGAGCGUACAGCUCAUGAAAGUCCAAAAUCCAGUAUUUCAAAAUAUUAGAAUAUUUCCUAAGAUCAAUUAAAAAAUGGAUUUGCAAAACAGAAAAGUUCAAGUUCUUUAAAGUAUGUUCUUUUGUGCACUCAAUACUUGAUCGGCAGGACAUAUUACAGCAAAUGACUUGCUCCUAGCACAAAUUACUGCAUCAGUGAAGUGUGGCAUGGAAGUGAUCAGCCUGUGGCACUGCUGAGGCACUAUUGAGCCUUCAGAUCAUCUGUAUAUUGUUGGAUCGACUGUUUCUCAUCUUUCUCUUGAAAAUAUCCCAUAGAUUCAGGUCAGGCAUAUUGGCUGGCCAAUAAAGCACAGUAAUAUCAUGGUCAGCAAACCACUUGGAAGUGGUUUUUGCACUGUGGGCAGAUGCUAAAGUCCUGCUGGAAAAGGAAAUCAGCAUCUCCAUAAAGCUUGUCAGCAGAUGGAAGCAUAAAGUGCUCCAAAAUCUCCUGGAAGAUGGCUGCAUUGACUUUGCACUUGAUAAAACACAAUGGACCAACACCAGCAGAUGUCACAGCCCCCCCAAAUCAUUAUUGACUUCAGAAACUUCACACUAGACUUCAAGCAGCUUGGAUUCUGUGCCUCUCCAGUCUUCCUUCAGACUCUGGGACCAUGAUUUCAACAUGAAAUGCAAAAUUUACUUUUAUCUGAAAAGAGGACUUUCGACCACUGUUCACUGUCCAGUUCUUUUUCUCCUUAGCCCAGGUAAGAUGCUUCUGACGUUGUCUCUGGUUCAGAAGUGGCUUGGUAGUCCUUUUCCUGAAGAUGUCUGAGUGUGGUGACUCUUGAUGCGCUGACUCCGGCUUCAUUCUACUCAUUGUGAAGCUCUCCCAAGUGUUUGAAUCGGCUUUACUUGACAGUAUUCUCAAGCUUGCGGUCAUCCCUGUUGCUUGUGCACCUUUGCCUACCCAAUUUCUUUCUUCCAGUCAACUUUGCAUUUAAUAUGCUUUGAUACAUCACUCUGUAAACAGCCACCCCAUUCAGUAAUGACCUUCCGUGACCUCCUCUCUUUGUGGAGGGUGUCAAUGAUUGUCUCCUGGACCAUUGCCAAGUCAGCAGUCUUCCCCAUUAGUGUGGUUUCAAAGAACAAAAGAUACCCAGAAUUUAUACUGUAGGGAUGGUCAUAUAAUGAAACUCAAAUGUAAAUAUUCUAAUAUUUUGAGAUACUGGAUUUUGGACUUUCAUUAGCUGUACGCUCUAAUCAACAAAUUAAAAAAAAAAAAACUUUUGAAAUGUUUUACUUUACAUGUAGGGAAUCUAGAAUAUAUGAAAGUUUCAUUUUUUAAAAUAAUUUACAAUAAAAAAAUGAACUUUUUCACGAUAUUCUAAUUAUAUGACCAGCACCUGUAUAUUAAAAUUGUUCCUGAAUAUAAAUCUUCUGCUAGCAUGUUGUUCUGUCCUAGCUAAAUAAUGGGCUUUAUUAGUUUAAAACAUCAACCCUGUUAUGAUCCACCCUGUUACACAUUAUACAUGUAACAGGAUGGAUAGAGUUCAUAGAAUGUGAAAUUUGAAAUAUUUGGUCAGAAUUAUUAGGUGAUACUAGCCUGAGCUUGACCAGUGUUUUUUUUUUUUUUUGAUAGGCAAACAUUUUCUCCCUCUGACAAGACUAAAAAAUAACUAAAUGUAAAAAUAAAUCAACAAAAAUCAACAAAACUGUUCAGCCCAAAAUCCACCAAACUCUAGGAAUUACCCUUUUAUUAGAUUGUCCCGUCACACGUUUUGUAGCUCACAGCUCUAGUCCCCAUUCAGUUCCCUUGUAUGGAAAAGAGCAGCAUGAACAUUGUGCUAAGUGUCUCUUUUUCCACUGAAAAAAUAAUGUCAAAUGUGUUGAGUAAAUUGACAUUGAGUAAAUGUCUGAAUUUUCAGUUUUGGGUGAACUAUUCCUGUAAAGACAGAACUGUAGCUACUCUCAAUAUCUGUAUCCAAGCACAAAAAUGCAAGCACAGCCUCAUACAGAAGUAGCAUAUGCUUUGUUUGCAUUCAUUAGUCUUAAUUGCAUACAGUUUUGAGGCACACACUGUUAUUCUGGGUUCAAAGCAAUGCGAAUUGUUCAUUGGGUCAUUCUACAAUUGUGGUGGCAGAUGCUUUAGCUUUUGGACAACAAAAUGCCAACUGCUACACACUUCCUAUAGAAAACCAUUUUAGAAAAUUAUAGAAAAUUAUUUAAAAUUAAAAUUCAACUGUAACUUGUGAAAAAAUGAGAAAAAUGGAGAAAUACCAAAUUAUUAGUGACAUUUUAAAUAGACUAGUUAAAUGGUUUUACUCUGUCAUGAUGAUAAUAAUAAGAUCAAUGCUUGUAUUUUUAAUGCAUAUUGUAAUAUAAUUCAUCAUGAAAUGUCAGUGGCAUUACUGCCAAUAAUUUUAAUGGUUCCUAUUACCUUUUUGUUCAAUUAUUUUUCCGGAAGUAUGUGACUUUUAUUUAGUUUAAAAUAUUUUAAAAUUGAAUAAAUAUUUAAUAUCAAACUUAACUGAAAAAGAAUUAACAUUAAGAUUGCAUGGCAUGUUUAAAAGCACUACAUGUAAGAAUUUUCAUGUAGCCUAUCAAUCACUUUUUUUAUUGCCAAUGCAUGAACAGCUUGUAACGAAACUUAAAAAACAAGACCUUGCCCAUUGUCUACUGCCUGUAUACUGAUCUAACUUCUUAACUGAUCGAAAUCGGGUCUCCAUCUGGACCCUACACCAUCCACAGCGAAGUUCUUUUUCGUUCUUCGUUUAGGAAUAAAAUGAAGAUAUACUGUUAUCGAACAUCUGACGCCACCCACACUGCUGAGAGCGGCAUUUAGAUGAAUAUGUAAAUAUGUGCUGUGCGCUUUCCUCUCAGUAACAAAAUAAACACAACAAAAAUGAGAAAACAGCAAGCUUUUUUAUAUAGAAAGCAUAAGCAUCUGAUCAUAGGAACAUGGGUAUGUUAGCACAAGCUCUGAAAAUUAGCAUUUCAAUAAAGUCACGUCACGUUUAUUUAUAUGGCAUUUUAAUCAAUAGAUUGCUUAAAAGCAAGCAGCUUUACAAUAUCAAACAUGAAAAAGUGUCAGUGCCUCAUUUCAUCAGAAGCAAACUUCAUUUUCUACUAUGAAUCAGCUAUCCAGUGUGUUCAUGUUUUCACCUGUGGAGAUCUUAGCUCGACGGACUCAACAGAUAAAAUGAGCCAGAGAAAAGUUCUGUGUGAAAGAAGGCGAAGCAUCAGCACACACCUCCAAUUACGUUAUCAUCACAGACCAAUGGUAGUAUGAAGGUGUUUUGCAGCUGGAGUGAACUUUUCCCGAGAGUUUGCUUUGGAAAGCCAUUUCGAACUCCCAAAACGAACUUCGUUUUGGCCUGAUUUUGUUUGAAAUGACGUCACAUCAGUUCGUUCUUCGAUUCCAUGAAGUAUAUCGGGGCCUUUACACACGCUCUGGAGACCCUCUCUUCAGAUGCUUUCUUAACUGCGGUUUUCUCAUUGCUGUCUUGUAUGUUUAUUUUGUUAUUGAGAGGAAAGACAUAAUCAUCUUAAUGUCACUCUCAGCAGCGUGGACGGCGUCGGCAUGUUUGUUAACAGUAUAUCACUGCAAAGAUAUUUCCGACUUCUUUUUACUUUUAAGUGAAGAACGAAAAAGAACUUCGCCCUGCCGGGGCCUUCAAUCACGUUCAGUCUCUUGUACAUUAUGAGCAAUAAGUUGCUCACUGCAGUUCACUUAAUGGCCACCGGUGUCGCUAAUAACAAGGGUUUCUGAAUUCUACAUUUAAUGUAGAAUUGAUGAGAUGGAAAUGACAUCACAAUUGUAGAAUGACCCAAUUAAAUGGCAUCAGAAAAUUCUCUUUAAAAUAUCACAUGGAUCAUCAAGAAAGAAGUUAUAUAAAAAUGUUCUGUUCUCAACCAAACAAUGUUCAGUGACGCCUGGUCAAACUGCCUUUAAUGAAAAUAAAAAGCUACCGACAGCACUUACCGUGACUCUCGAGAUCAAGAGCUCAGAUGUGCUCCUUCUGCUCAAAACCCUUCGUAUUUCAGCAAGAAAAUACACUAGCCAGCCUUUACCCCAGCAACCCUGGGAAAAAAAUAUCUCAAACACAGGCACAGAGCUCUGAAUUCAUUUAUUUAAUAUGACAGUAUGUCAACUUCAAACUCACACCCACUCACGCUGCAUCUAUGCUGUAUUAUCUAUAUAAAUCAUGCAGAAAACACACAUCAAAUUUUAACCAUAUAUGGGAUGGGAAUGUUUUUCCAUAUGGUUAGGAUUCAGGCACUGUCACUGCACCCUUCCUCAUUUAUGCUCAAUUUAUAUUUAAAAUGAUUACAAAUUUAACAACUUCUGUAGAUUAUUUGUACAUUGACCAUGUCUUACUGACGUUAUAAUUUCAGCUUGAUAAUAAUGAAUGAGAAAUUUGCUGAUUAGCUAAAUAAUUUGAGAUGAACAAUAGAACAACUUCCUGUCCAUUUCUUGGUUUUAAAAAGAAUUCUGUCUUUGACUGCAUGGCUAAUGAAUUGUUUACAAGUAACAGAUAUUGUGCGUUUAAUCUCAGGUGUGACGACUCUUAUUUGUCAAAGUGGUAACAGGUGCCAAUGUUGCUUAGUUAGGACCAGUUUACCUGCUCAUUACGCACCUCAAAGGGUUAGAGCUUGUGUUAGAUAUAAUUAUUUUACUUUGGUAUACAGCACUGGCUGGACAGCAUGAAUUUAGAUCAUAAAAUCAUAUGAAUUUAGAUGGGGUAAUAGAAGUCCCAGAAUCAUAUAAACAUAUAUUGUUUACCUUUGUUAAUUAUGAAAUCACUGUUUAAUAUUGCCUGCAUCAUGUUUGCAUGAGCAGUGUUUUAAAAAGAAAUAAACUUAUUUUGUAGAUUGUUUGUUUUAGAAAUGAAGUUUGCCUUAAUAGACCAUUUAUUUGUGUUAUGCCAAAUUUACUAUAUUCUAUUGUAUUUUUCAAUUUAUUUUUAAUUUUUUUAAACACUCUUCAUGUGAAUGACUCGAGGUUCAAAGCGGUUUGGUUUGUUUUGUGAAUGAGACGCAUGCAGGUGCUGUUAAACCAGUGUAGUUUGGCAUCAAAUGCACUCACAAAUAAGUAAAUUGUAGCACUUUUCAAUGGAAGAACUUACUGUAUUGUCAAAAGCAGGCAAUAUCCAAAACAAAAAGGCCCAAAUUCACAAGGUAUUGUAUAAAGAAUGAUUUGCUAUGACUAACCAGAGAAAGAUUUGGUAAACUCUGAAUAUCAACAUGUUUUCAUGUUAUAUGAGGAAAGACAUGCUGUAAUGACUAUGACUAUUAAUGAAAUGAUGCCCCUUUCUUAUUUCAUAAAUAAACAUUCAAAUGAAACACUU